Molecule: messenger RNA, 640 nt
Organism: Alternaria alternata
Lineage: Eukaryota; Fungi; Ascomycota; Dothideomycetes; Pleosporales; Pleosporaceae
Exons: 2
Coding region: 98-355 (85 amino acids)
Source: RefSeq, a predicted model, not a curated record
GUGACAACGCGCCUCCACGACAUCCGUCCCAAUUGCUGCUGCUGCACGCGACGACUUUCUCAUACCAACACAACUAUCACCAUCACCCCAAUUCACCAUGGUCCACAAGGUCCUCUUCUGGAGCGGGCUCGGUGUUGCCGCGAGGCUAUGGCAGCUGGGCAUUGAGAUGCGCCCCCUCUUCAACAAGGAGUCCCUCUGGGUCUACCCCAUCUACGCCGGCGCUGGUGGCAGCUUCGGCUACUGGCUCACUGGUGUUGAGCAACGGCAAUUCCGACUCCUGGCCGACCGACGAGACGCCCUACUCGAGAAGAGACAGCGAAGGAAGGAGCGUGAGGAGGCUACCGGUACCUCCUAAGGUGCUGUCACCUGCAAUGGCAUGACGCGGGUGUGUGAGGGGUAGAUGAAGCUGGGAGCUGGCAGCGGUAUACACGUCUAGAGCGUCAUCGCAAUCAUGCCGGGACCUGAGAUAUCAUACGCUGCAUUCAGUCUUCAUGAUGGGCUAAGUUUGGCGGUGCCAUAUCCGUGGGGGCUGCAUCUGCGCUGAGAGCAGCUUUCUACCAAAUCUUGGCUGGUGACUCGAUUUGUACAUAUCCCAUUUGAAAAUCAACCACAAAUGCAAAAACAUAAUCGCUCAGCCAAU